UCUGCUCGCCACAGGUGUUCAUCUUUUCUCUAUCUCUCUCUCUCUCUCUCUCUCUCUCUCCCAAAUCCCAAUAUCCCAUCUCACCAGAAAACGUACAAAUUAACAAACACAUACCCUUCUCUCUCUUUCAGUUCCACUUUCUUUCCAAACUGAAAACAACGAUGUCUGAAGUGAAACAACAACCGCUAGCAAUCGAUGUAGAUUUGCCAGAAGAAUGUUGGGAACUCAUAUUCAAUCUCCUCCUCGACCACCACCGUCACUUCGAAUCACUCUCUUUGGUCUCCAAGCACUUUCUUGUUCUCACCAAUCAACUCCGAACUACCCUCACUGUCUCCGACCAAACCACUCCUUUCCUUCCUCGACUUCUCCGAAGAUUCCGACAUCUCAAAAACUUAGACUUCUGUGGGUUCCAUGGAGACCUCGAAAGCAUUCUUUGUCUGAUCGCCAAAUCCAAAUUGGACCUCGAAGCUCUGAAUAUUUCGAACCAGAAGAAUCUUCACUUGAAUGGGUUGCAUGUAUUGGGUUCAAAUAUGAAGAAUUUGAAGAGCUUGAAUUGCUCCAAGGUCUCUUUUUUGCAGGACAUUCAUCUAUUUGUUAUUGCAGCGUCAUUUCCACGUCUUGAAGAGCUUGAUAUCAGCUAUCCUGAGCACAAAAACAUCUUUUCCUCAAUUGGGUCAGAGGAUUCAGGAACAUUUUCGGGGCCUGUGACUGAUUUAGGAGUUUCAGAAUUGUCAUCGAGGCUCAAUAAUCUGAUCAAGAUCGACCUUUCAGGUAAUCAGUUCAUUACUGAUAAGUCACUCAUCCACUUGUCAUCUAGGUGUGUCUUACUUAGAGAAAUCGCGGUCCGAGACUGCGCUUUCAUAACCCAAAAUGCUAUUGCUUUCACAAUUAGCCAUAGUCCUGGAUUGAAGUCCAUUGCGGUAAAUGAAAUUGGGUUUCCGUCUGUGGAUGAUGUUUUCAAAGAGUCAUUUCUACAUGCAAAGGUUUUAAGCGAUCUUGAUUUGUCAAGCUCAUUUGUCUCAGAUGAACUGCUUAAUUCAAUUGUAGAAGCGUGUCUUCCAUUAAAUAAACUCAUUCUUGCUCGUUGCCAUGGUUUCACGUUUGCUGGAUUAUUAUUGCUAUCGAGUAAGUACCAUUCUCUUAGCUUGAUAAGUGUUGAAGGAGUGAAUUUCCUCACUGAUCAGUACAUAAAUGAAUUGUCAAAGUUUUUUUCUAAGUUAACCUCAAUAAACCUUGGCUUUUGUUCUAAACUGACCAAUUCGACUUUCUUUACUCUCACAAGAAAUUGUCCUUUGUUGAAUGAGAUCAAUAUGGAGAGGACAAACCUAGGCGAAAAAGAAUUUCCAACAAAAUUUGUGGUGAACCCUCAAGUUAAGUUUCUAAAUUUGGCUCAAAAUGGCAAAUUGAGUAACGAAAGUAUCAAAAGGUUUGUGGCCAUCUGCCCCAAUUUACAGGUGCUCAAUUUAAGCUCUUGUAGGGGUAUCACAGAAGAAGGCUUUGAAGAGAUUUUUAAGAGAUGCAGUGAGAUUAGGCACUUAGAGAUAAACUAUUUUAGUGCGAUUACGGAUUUUGCAAUAGACUCUGAAGUUUCCAAAUUGGAGAAAUUGAGUGCAAGAGGAUCAGGGGUUAAUGAUGAAGCUUUGGCAAUGGUAGGAAAGAGAAGUUGCAGGCUAUUGAAUUUGGAUCUGGCAGGCUGCUUGAAUGUGACGGAAAAAGGGGUGAAAGAAGUGGUGAAGAACUGUAGAAAAUUGAGGGAGAUAAAUUUGAAGUGGUGUGACAAUGUGAAUAUUGAUAUUGUUGCUUGGAUGGUGAUUACGAGGCCAUCCCUGAGAAAAAUAAUCCCACCAUGUGGUUUUGUUCCUACGGAAAGCCAAAUGAAACUUUUCUUGAGUCAUGGCUGUUGUGUUUGUGAGGGCUAGCAUUUUGAAAGAACAUGGAAAGUCUCUUUUGGAUCUUUCUAGCUCUGUUUUAGUUACUUGUGGACAAUUGUUUGAAAAUAAGGAUUGUAGUAAAUUUACAAUUUUUUUUCUUUAUUUGUAAAUUGUAAUUUUAAAUUUAUAUAUGUAGCCACUCAUUUCUGUAUCCAAUGAUCAAUGUAAAAAAGGCUGUUAAGUA
Messenger RNA from Quercus robur (English oak), 2115 nucleotides. RefSeq lists its product as uncharacterized. Gene Ontology annotation, cellular component: SCF ubiquitin ligase complex. The record is from RefSeq and is a predicted model, not a curated record. Bases 162 to 1919 code for a protein of 585 amino acids. The transcript has a single exon. NCBI's taxonomy places the organism in Eukaryota, Viridiplantae, Streptophyta, Magnoliopsida, Fagales, Fagaceae. Gene Ontology annotation, biological process: SCF-dependent proteasomal ubiquitin-dependent protein catabolic process.